UCCACGAGAGGGAAGGCUUUCCAAUCCCAUUUUAUACAAGAUCAUAUCAAAGAUCAUGCCUCCUUAACACCAUUCUUCAUGACCCAUCAGGACUGGAGGGACUGAAGUGUUUGCUGUGGACACACGAAGGGAAACAUGAGCCGAUUUUAUUAUCGCAUGGUCCUUUUACCAUUUACCCUUUUCAGCAGUGGUUUAAUUCCCAUUUCUGGAAAAUCACAAAAUGAAGCUGACAGCAGUAGAGAAGAGUGUCCUGAUAAUAAGAUUGUGACAGUGGAGUACCCGUGUAUCAAAGCAGGAGGACAGAGCAGCACAUGCCUCAGGAGGAAGUGCUGUAAAGGUUUCAGGUUCGUCAUGGGUCAGUGUGUACCAGAAAGUGUAGACGUGUGUGCGGGUUCUCCGUGUGAGCAGCAGUGUAUGGAUAACUUCGGCCGCGUGGUGUGUACGUGUUACAGUGGCUACCGCUUCGACCGGGAAAGACACCGGCAGCACCUCCACCCGUACUGCUUAGAUGUCGAUGAGUGUGAGGAGUCGAACGGGACGCGGUGUGAGCAUGUGUGUGAAAACACACCCGGCAGUUUCCUCUGUCGUUGCAGUGCUGGAUAUGUACUGGCUGCAGACCAGCACUCCUGCAUACCUGCACUCAAACUCUCUCUCUCACAUUCUGCAGGGAAGUCUGAUACUCAGAUGAGCACUGGUUCCUGCUCUCUCACCUGUCAGGACAUCAUAAACAUGAGGACCAGCCUACAGCAGCUCAAACUCCGCCUGGGAUACACACACUCCAGUGGACAGGUGAUCUCACCCAGUUUAGCUAACAGCAGUGAAAAGCCACUUCCUGGUAGAGUGGGGAAAAAUCAUGAUGGUCACACCAUGUCUGGUCCUCCAGGGGUACCUGGACCGCCGGGCCUGCCAGGGCCUCCAGGACAGAAAGGAGAACCUGGAUCCAUCGGUACUUCAGGUCCUCAGGGACCGAGGGGGGAUAUGGGCCUUAUGGGUCCUCAGCCGGACCUGGAACAUGUUAAGAGGGGACGCAGAGGACCAGUGGGACCACCAGGAGCACCUGGAAGAGAUGGGCUGAAGGGUGAAAAAGGUUCUCCUGGACCCAGAGGACCACCGGGACCUCCGGGAUCUUUCGACUUCCUCCUCCUGAUGAUGGCGGACAUCCGUCAUGACAUCAUUGAGCUGCAAGACAAAGUUUUUGGAAAGAGAGCAGACUUCUUACUGGAUACGCCCCCAGACUCUGUGGUGGAGCCGGAGUUUGGUGGUGGUUCAGGACAGGAAGAGAUGAUGCUCAAUACAUGACGGAUGUGAAGACGUGGCACAGUGAGAUGAAGUUCAUGUGGAAAUGAGAGACAACAAAUGGCUAUUGAGGAUAUAAAUCUGAAGCUGGAUGUCUUCAGGACUGAAACUUUGGACAAAUCAAGCAGCUGUUUCUUCUUCGGUGUAAAGAGAGUGAUAAUAACCCUGAACAUCUGCUUUGUUUGGGGGGUUAGAGUGAUGGAGAGAGAGCAAAUAAUAGAGAGACAAAAACUGACUUAAUCUCAAACCUCAAACUAACAUAUGCACAUUUGGUACAUGUACGAAUCAUGCUAGUGAUGUGCAACUGUAUGAAAAUAUUCAGUGGUGCUGUGGUAUGAUGUGGGUUUGACGUAAUUCUGACCUUUGGGUUGACUGUCCAGAAAUUUUAUUCCUCUUAUACAACAGCAAUUUGCCCUUGAUUGCAAUUUUUAUUAAUUCAUUUAACAAACGUUGUACUUUUUAUCCAUUUAGAGUUAUGUUUACGGUGUGGAACAGCUAUGAAACAAGUUUGUGUUAUCACUUGUGCUACAGUGUCUUGCAAAAGUAUUCCUCCCCCUUGGUGUUUGUCCUGUUUUGUUGCAUUAUAAGAGAGAAUUAAAAUGGAUUUUUGGGGAGUUAGCACCAUUUGAUUUACACAACAUGCCUACCACUUUUGCUGCAAUUCCAGCUGCAAGUCUCUUGGGGUAUGUCUCUAUUAGCUUAGCACAUCUAGCCACUGGGAUUUUUGCCCAUUUCUCAAAGCAAAACUGCUCCAACUCUUUCAAGUUAGAUGGGUUGCGUUGGUGUACAGCAAUUUUCAAGUUAUACCACAGAUUCUCAACUGGAUUGAGGUCUGGGUUUUGACUAGGUCAUUCCAAGAUAUUUAAAUGUUUCUCUUUAAACCACUCCAGUAUAGCUUUAGCAGUAUGUGUAGGGUCAUUGUCCUGCUGGAACAUGAACCUUCAUCCCAGUCCCAAACCUCUGGCUGACUCAAACAGGAUUUCCUCCAGAAUUGCCCUGUACAGUAUUUAGUGUCAUCCAUCUUUCCUUCAGUCCUGACCAGCUUUCCUGCCCCUGCAGAUGAAAAAUAUCCCCACAGCAUGAUACUGCCACCACCAUGUUUCACUGUAGGAAUGGUGUUCUCAGGGUGUUGGGUUUGCGCCACACAUGGCGUUUCCCAUGAUGGCCAAAAAGAUCAAUCUUAGUCUAAUUUCACCAGAGAAUCUUCUUCCAUGUGUUUGGGGAGUCUGCCACAUGCUGUUGGGAAAACUCCCAACACAUUUUCUUAAUCAAUGGCUUUUUUUCUGACCACUCUUCCAUAAAGCCCCGUUCUGUGGAGUGUAUGGCUUAAAGUGGUCCAAUGGACAGAUACUCCCAUCUCCACUGUGGAUCUUUGCAGCUCCUUCAGUGUUCUCUUUGGUGUCUUUGUUGCAUCUCUGAUUAAUAUCCUCCUUGCCUGGUCUGCAAGUUUUGGUGGGCGGGGCCUUCUCUUGUCAGGUUUGUAGUGGUGCCAUAUUCUUUCCAUUUUGCUAUAAUGGAUUUAAUGGCGCUCCCUGUGAUAUUCAAAGUUUGGGAUAUUUUUAUAACCCAACCCUGAUCUAUACUUCUCCACAACUUUGUCUCUGACCUGUUUGGAGGCUCCUUGGUUUUCAUGUUGCUUGUUUAGUAGUAUUGCAGAGUCAGGGUCUUUCCAGAACAGGUUGAUUUAUACAGACAUCAUGUCACAGAUCAUGUGACACUUUGAUUGCACACAGGUGGAUCUUAAUCAACUAAUUAUGUGAUUUAUGAAGUUAAUUGAUUGGACCAGCUCUUAUUUAGGGGUUUCAUACGAAAGGGGGUGAAUACCUAUGCACACUCCAGAUUUCUGUUUUUUCAUCUUAAUUAUUGUUUGUGUCACAAUAAAACAAUAGUUUGCACCUUUAAAGUGGUAGGCAUGUUGUGUAAAUCAAAUGGUGCUAACCCUCCAAAAAUCCAUUUUAAUUCCAGCUUGUAAAGUGAUGAAACAGGACAAACACCAAGGGGGAUGAAUACUUUUGCAAUACACUGUAUAAAAGUAGCUAUAAACAUUUGGUCCCUCACCAGCCUGACAAAGGUUCACAUUCCAGCAGGACAAUGACCCUAAACAUACUGCUAAAGCUACACUGGAGUGGUUUAAAGGGAAACAUUUAAAUGUCUUGGAAUGGCGUAAUCAAAGCCCAGACCUAAAUCCAAUUGAGAAUCUGUGGUAUAACUUGAAGAUUGCUGUACACCAGCACAACCCAUCUAACUUGAAGGAGUUGGAGCAGUUUUGCCUUGAGGAAUGGGCAACAAUCCCAGUGGCUAGAUGUGCUAAGCUAAUAGAGACAUACCCCAAGAGACCUGCAGUUGUAACUGCAGCAAAAGGUGGCUCUACAAAGUAUUGACUUGGGGGUGAAUACCUAUGCACAUUUCAGAUUUCUGUUUUUUCAUCUUAAUUAUUGUUUGUGUCACAAUAAAGCAACAAUUUGCACCUUUAAA
Messenger RNA from Neoarius graeffei (lesser salmon catfish), 3771 nucleotides. Its product is annotated as collagen and calcium-binding EGF domain-containing protein 1-like. The transcript is spliced from 11 exons. Gene Ontology annotation, molecular function: calcium ion binding. The record is from RefSeq and is a predicted model, not a curated record. Lineage: Eukaryota; Metazoa; Chordata; Actinopteri; Siluriformes; Ariidae. The coding region runs from base 136 to 1299 and encodes 387 amino acids.